UAAGACUCGACCUUGUGACCUGUGUUGUUGAUAACAUGUUAGAUACAUGUACCAUGUCAUUUUCUGACAUGUUGUUCAUCAUAUGCUGAGCCUGUUUGACAUAGAAGUGAAUCGCUGAUUUCAGAGGUACGAGUGUUUCCCAAGAACACAGACCGGAACUGCACACUUAAAACUCGGUACUACUGCAAGUUUCAAAGACAACCUUAUGUGACAACCUUCUUCAGAACUGAAGUAAAAUAACAGUCCACUGUGAAGUGUCUGGACCACCAGGAAGUUAACGGAAUGUGGGUGUGUAAGCUUUGCCACGAAUUGAAUGAAACAAGCCAGAGUUGUUGCAAGAAAUGUAACCAAUUACGAACUACACCCUUGAAGAGCGGUCAAACACAAUGUCCGAGAUGCAAAAUGGCGACAUUGCUACCAAGAGGAGUGUGUUCAGCCUGCGGCAAUGGGGGAGUACAGGUUGCGAAAGUCAACCCGAUGCCCAGACCUUCUACAGAGACAGCAGGAGCUUCUGUUCAUGACCCUGGUAUUACAAAUGGGCCAAAGGGUAAAGAACCUGCCAGUGAAGACUUCCUGCAAAGGAGAGUAGAUGAAGUGGCGCACACUGAGGAAGAGAAGAUGAAGAAAGAGAUGAAGGGAGAAUUUCGAAAAUCGAUGCAGAUGAAGAUGGCAAAAGAGAGAGAGGAAUUCUUAAUACAACAAGGAAAAACUGCCAUGGAGACGGAAGCUCUAAGACGUGAAGUUGCCGGUCUGAAACUAAAGAACCAACUUUCGGAGUGAACAGUUUAUAAGGAAACAUUUCAGUUACAUAGCACCCUCAAUCAUACAGCGUAUAUCCACAAUGGUGCGAUAUUUACUAUGGGCCCCCUUUGCCACCAAAGCUUCGUUUCGGAAGUGACGUCACUAUCUCCCUCUCUCUUAUCACCAGUUUAGCACAGCAUUCCCUCAGUCCUAAGUGUACUUUGAUUGGACAGCUAUUUUUAGCGAAACGGGUAUCCCCCUGAUAACCAAUCUCUUGUGAGCAUCUACCCCUCUUCAUUGUCCUAAAUGUUACACACAUAGUAAUGCAAAUGUAAAGUUAUUUGUCAAUAAUUCAUCGAUGGCGUAUUCUUUAUACAGUAAACUACGGUUAUAACGAACUCAAAGGGACUACUUAUUUUAGUUCGUUAUAACCGUAGUUCGUUAUAAGUAUAUAUACAGCAUAACUACAGCAAAUAGUCGGGACCAAAAAAAGUAAGUUCGUUAUAUCCGUCAGUUCGUUAUAAGCGUGUUCGUUAUAACCGUAGUUUACUGUAUGUGUAUUGCUUCAUUCAUUGCUAUCUUAUUAUCAUAUAUGUAAUAAAUUUCUUUCGACUGUAUUUGGCCUACUCAUCGUGUUAUCAUAACUCGACCGCCUCCGUGAUCUAGUGAAGAGGGCGUCUGCACGGAUAACGAAAGGUCGGUGAUUCGGUCCCCUGAUCCAGUCAUACCAAAAUACUUUUAAAAAAUAGCACUUGUUGUUACCCUGCCUGCCGCUCGUCAUUAACGGGAUAACACAAGGACUGCUCGGAUGAGAUUCUGUAUAAUGUUUCUGAGUGAGGUGUCCAUGUUAAACUUCGGCAUGGCAUUCCAGUGGGCUAUUAGGGAAAUAAUCUUAAACGCGACGUUAAACCUCACGUAUUAUCUUAAAGGAAUUACUCCUUUACGAGAGUUGGAUCGACAAUGUAGGUUGAGUGGUUAAAUUAAUUGUCUCGUCACACGGGAUCUUGUGAGUAGCGAUUCACGCCAUUGGGGCUAUCAGCCAAUUCAUGGAGCAUGACCAUCCGACCUUCUGUUGUCGACUCUAAGGACCAUCGUGGAAUACAUGUACUAGGGUCCAAUUCUUCUCCUGAAUCGCCAUGCUUGUCGUUGGAGUCGAUCAAAGAGGAUCGUGUGGAUACUGUGUGUGACCUGGCUUCGCGCAUCGAUUGCGAUAGUCGACAUUCAUGUUAUCAACCACUUGUCCGACUUGUCCGCCGCAGAGAUGUAGCUAGAAUGUUGUUGACUACAGCGUAAAUCAACAUCUAUUAAAACAUAAUGUCAUUUACAGCCAAACGGUAAAUACAUGAUAUUAACCACUGGUAUAUCUGUUCCUGAUUCGAGUAUUUACAGGCCGCCGUCGUGUAGCUAUACUAUUGCGGAAACAUACAAACAACAAAUACGUUCGUGAUCAUGCCCAAAACAUGCAAGUGUUUGAAAGAUAGACUAUUCCGGACUAGUACAAGCAGCCACAAAUAUACAUAAACGUACAUGCACGUCGCUAUAUGAAUGUUAUAAUCUUGACGAUUUGGUAUUGACAAAUAAAUAACUUUCAUGCCCUUUAA
This is a messenger RNA of Haliotis rufescens (red abalone), 2342 nucleotides long. RefSeq lists its product as uncharacterized. Lineage: Eukaryota; Metazoa; Mollusca; Gastropoda; Lepetellida; Haliotidae. Bases 283 to 780 code for a protein of 165 amino acids. The record is from RefSeq and is a predicted model, not a curated record. The transcript is spliced from 6 exons.